Messenger RNA from Danio aesculapii, 1681 nucleotides. RefSeq names its product leucine rich repeat containing 39 (gene lrrc39). Gene Ontology annotation, molecular function: protein binding. Lineage: Eukaryota; Metazoa; Chordata; Actinopteri; Cypriniformes; Danionidae. The record is from RefSeq and is a predicted model, not a curated record.
AGUGUUGUCUCUAGUUAAAUAUAGACUCUUGGCAGAGUAACGCUUCAAGAGGGAAAACCAGUAAGAGUAUAAUUACUUUAAAGUCCAGUCUUUUAACACUGAGAACAUUCAUUGUAACUGCCAGAGGAAUUUUACAGCUGAUGCAGCAUGGCGACUAAACUAAUGCAUACCAAAUGGAAGUAAUCGGCAUACAAACAUGAUACGAAACAACUGGAAGGACAACAUGACCCAAUGAGAGUGCACAAUGUGAGUGUGAGGAGAUAUUUGCGGUUCCGUAUCAUCAUGACGGGGGUCACGGUGUGCUGCGGGACGGUGAACUCCAUCAAGGCUCUGUGGGGAAACCAGAUAAAGAAAAAAGAUGACCUGAAGAAAGAGAAGGAGCAAAAAGACAGAAGAGCAGUGGGUAGGUUGACAGGUGCCUGGGAGGAUCGAAUCAUUCUGGCCAAGCUAAAGGCAAAAGUUGUGAGAGAAGGACGUGUUAUCCUGCGGAUUGAAAAAGAGGAGGUGGAAGGUAAACUCUUUCCUCCAGCUCUGGUCCAACUCUCCCAGAUUCAAGAAUGGCAGUUACACCGAAUUGGACUUCAAAGAAUCCCCCGGUUUAUCUCAAGCUUUCAGAGCCUAAUAGUCUUGGACUUGUCUCGUAAUUCAGUCACAGAGAUUCCCAAAGAGAUCGGUAAACUAACUCGGUUAAGAGAACUGUUGUUGAGCUAUAACAGAGUGAGCUACGUACCUGAAGAGCUUGGUUGUUGUGAAAAUCUGGAGAAACUGGAACUUGCAAUGAAUCGAGAUCUGGAAGAGUUGCCUACUCAGCUUAGCAAUCUAAAGAAGCUGUCUCACUUGGACCUCUCCAUGAACCAGUUCACCACCAUUCCAGAUUGUGUGGUCAACCUUCCUUCUCUAGAGUGGCUUGACAUGGGCAGCAACAUACUGGAGACUUUGCCAGAUGAUAUUCACAGAAUGGAGAAACUUCACACACUGUGGCUCCCAAGAAAUGAACUUGAGUACCUACCCGACAAUAUCAGUCGCAUGAAAAGUCUGGACACGCUAGUUUUGAGCAAAAAUAAACUACGAGACAUUCCUCCGCUUAUGGAGGGCAUGAGCAACCUCAGGUUUGUAAACUUUCGAGAUAACCCUUUGACGUAUGAUGUGACGCUGCCUGAUUUAAAUGAGGAUGUAGAUGAGGAAGUGAACGACAGGGAGAUGUUUGGUCGUGAGUUCAUGACCUUCUACAUUCAGGAGGCCCGGAAAAGAGGUUAUGCCAUACUCAAUAUGUACUGUGUGCAAAGCUGCUAGCAGAUUUUUUUUAUUAAAUCGUUGCAUAAAUAAAAUGUUGCUGAAAUUAAAGUCUUAAGAGACUCUUAAUGACCAUCUUUUGUGUUAUAUGCCCAUUGCAGGAUCCCAAAUUUCACUUCAGUGCUAAAUGUGAUGCUGGAUGGUGUGUGUCAGAAAUGGCAUAGUCUUUGUGACUUGCAUGUUGGCUUCUGUCCGCUUUCCGGGCUGAUCUUCCAGUCCAUCGUGUCAAGUUUCGUCAAGUCCUGUGCUCUUUGUAUUGAUUGUUUUGUUGAGUAUGUCAUUUGAUGGAAUUGCUUCUUCUUGCUAGUAUAACUGAUGUUUGUGAAUAUGCUAAAAUCAAAAUAAAACCAAAUAUAAAAAUCCAUAAACAUUGAACAAAUAAAAAGAA